Molecule: messenger RNA, 4808 nt
Organism: Hypoxylon trugodes
Lineage: Eukaryota; Fungi; Ascomycota; Sordariomycetes; Xylariales; Hypoxylaceae
Product: ABC-2 type transporter-domain-containing protein
Exons: 11
Coding region: 190-4392 (1400 amino acids)
Biological process (GO): transmembrane transport
Cellular component (GO): membrane
Molecular function (GO): ATP binding; ABC-type transporter activity; ATP hydrolysis activity
Source: RefSeq, a predicted model, not a curated record
UACCUUCAUUGAUCUUAUCGACCUUCUCGGGCAGGCUAACAUCCGGGGUUCUAAAGCCAUCCCUUUGCUCUUGCGGCUGUUAUUCCCACAUUGUAUGUCUCUUCUAGUUAAUACGUUAUUCUCUUUAGUACGAGCGAGCCUUGGCUUCGCCCUCGAACGGGUUAUCAUCUGUAUCUCUUCAGAGUCGUUAUGGAUCAAUUAUAUUUGCCAAUGGCCACGGCUGAGGAUUGUAGUGGUCAAUCACCGCCAUAUCCUACAAACGAGAUUGUCGAGAAGCCCGAAAAUCUUGAAAAGCUUCAAGUCGGAGUGACAUUUGUCAGACUUGGUGUCCAGGGCCUUGCCACGGCUAACCAACAUGCAUAUAACUUCUUGGAUUAUAUACUCGCUAUUCCUAUAUUUCUAAUCAGUUUGCUUAGACCUUAUGCUACCCAUAAGACUCGGAUACUCCAUGACCUUGAGGGCAUCAUCCCACCUGGCGAGAUGCUACUCGUCCUGGGACGACCGGGCAGUGGCUGUACUACUUUCCUCAAAGUCCUAGCCGGCAAUAUUGACGGCCUCGAGGUCAACGAGAGGUCUCAUAUUAACUACCAAGGCAUUUCCUAUUCCAAAUUCCACAAGUUGUUUCAAGGCGAGCGAGCUUAUAUCGCCGAAUUGGACGUUCAUUUCCCUGAACUGACGCUUGGCCAAACCCUCAAUUUCGCUGCAUCAACCAGAUCAAGGAAGCCUAAGGUCGAAGCAGGUCGAGACAUUGCCUUGAAGUUCGGUUUAGGUGCAGCUUUUGAUACUCCUAUCGGGAACACAGCCAUCCGUGGCCUUAGUGGUGGCGAAAAGCGGCGGGCAAGCAUUGCCGAAGCCUGUUUGGGUGGUGCGCGACUCCAAUGCUGGGAUAAUAGCACUCGGGGGCUUGACAGCUCUACUGCACGGCGCUUCAUCAAGUACUUGAGGCAGUUAACAGAUACUGAGAAGUCGACGGCGGCGAUGAGUCUUUACCAACCAUCCGAGGAUAUUUACCAAGAAUUUGACAAGGUCACCGUGCUAUACGAGGGUCGUCAAAUCUACUACGGCCCCACAGGAGAGGCUGUUGACUACUUCAAAGAGAUCGGGUUCGUGAAGCCCGACCGAGUCACAACUGCCGACUUCUUGACCUCUCUGACCAAUCCAGCCGAGCGUGAUAUAUAUGGUAGCAGCGAGCGUACUAUCCCACGCUUACCUGAUGAAUUCGCCAACAUCUGGAGACGCGGUGAACGGGCCCAGCGCGUUCGCGAUGAGAUCGCUAGUUUCGGCGCUGCAUUUUCCACGACAGGCCAUGGAAACGCAACAACGGAACAACUAGGCCUCCGGGCUUCCACUUAUCCGCUCUCGGCCCCUCGUCAGGUACUUGUCUGUCUUAACAGAGCGAUUUUGAGGAUGCGUCAAAAUCUCUCUACAGACCUUACUACCGUCAUCGCCAAUACCAUCCUCGGGUUAAUCAUAGGUAGUGUGUAUUAUGGCUUGGAUGAGACAACAGAUAGUCUCCAGUCAAGGUCUCUGCUAUUAUUUUUUGCCUUGAUCCUGAAUGCGUUCUCUCCUGCAUUUGAGGUCGUUGUCGUCUGGGCACAACGUCCAAUAGUAGAAAAGCACCGCCGUUACGCAUUUUAUCAACCGUUUACUGAGAGAGCUGCGGCCUUCAUCUGUGAUAUCCCGAUUAAAGCUACUACUUGCUUUGGAAUACACAUUCCUAUUUACUUCCUAGGCAACCUCCGACGAAGCGCGUCUGCCUUUUUCUUAUAUUGGCUUUUUAUGUUAGUGAAUAUUUUCGCCAUGUCCAUGCUAUUUCGCAUAAUUGGCUCUGUCUCAAGAUCGCGGGAUAAUACGCAGAUCCCAGUCUCCUUUGCAAUACUUUUCUGUAUCAUCUACACUGGUUUCGUUGUGCCACCGGAUUAUAUGGUACCAUGGUUUGGGUGGUUUUGGCGCAUCAACCCACUUGCUUAUACGUACGAAAACCUGAUGGUAAACGAGAUGGGUAAUCGACUCUUUCUAUGCUCAAACAUGAUCCCAAUUGGACCAAGUUAUGAGGCCAUUGAUAUUAGCCAGAGAAUUUGCGCGACAAUAGGAAGCCAAGCAGGCCAAUCUUUCGUCCAGGGCACAGCCUACCUAUCCUCAAAGUAUGGAUACGUAUCAAAUCAUAUCUGGCGAAACUUCGGAAUCUUACUGGGCAUGAUGGUGGCAUUUUGCGGUAUUCAUCUUUUUGCUACACAGUAUAUAUCAUCACAGCGGUCUCGAGGCGAAGUGUUAGUAUUCAAACGCACCUUAUUUUCGAAUAAUGAGGUGGCCGAUGACGAAGAAAGCGCUGUCAGUAAUGACUCCUUUCGUCAGAAGGACCAGGCCGUCGUUACCACCAAUACGGAUCAUAGAAGUACUCACGUUACUACCACCAAGGCUCCUGCCUCCCAACAAUCUGCUCUCCUAUAUUGGAGCGAUCUCAAAUAUGAUAUUAAAGGCCGCACCAUUCUACAGAAUGUUGACGGUUGGCUUCAGGCCGGGACGCUUACAGUUUUGAUGGGUAUCACAGGCGCUGGGAAAACGUCCUUACUCAAUGUCCUAGCUGACCGUGUUACAACUGGUAAAGUGACUGGAAGCAUUUCCGUAGGCGGAUAUUCUCGAAGCACUGGAUAUCAACGAAAGUUAGGCUACGUCCAACAAGACGACGUUCAUAUGGCCACCGCUACAGUGCGAGAAGCCUUGGAGUUUAGUUGCCUCCUCAGGCAACCAGAAUCCAAGAGCAAAGAGGAGAAGCUGCAAUACGUUAAUGAAGUUCUGGAACUAAUGGAUAUGCAGUCAUAUGCCGACGCGCUUGUCGGCAUUCCAGGCGAGGGCCUCAAUCUAGAACAACGUAAACGUUUGACAAUUGCUGUUGAGAUGGUGGCACAGCCAGAGCUCUUGUUGUUCGUCGACGAGCCAACUUCUGGUCUUGAUAGCCAAACCGCCUGGUCUAUAUGUACUCUCCUCCGUAAGCUUUCUGAUAACGGACAAACAAUUCUCUGCACCAUACACCAGCCAUCAUUCCAGCUAUUCACUAUGUUUGACCGUUUAUUGCUCCUUGGAACUAACGGAAAAACACUUUACUUCGGCGACAUCGGUCAAGAUGCAUCUACCCUGGUCUAUUAUUUUGAAAGCAAUGGCGCACCACGAUGCCAGACCGGCGAGAAUCCCGCGGAGUGGAUGUUGAACAUAACGAGCACAAAUAUUCAGUCUGAAGUUCAGCAUAACCCUUCUCAUAUAGACUGGACCCAAAUAUGGAAUGCUAGCAAACAAAGGCAAGAUGUGGUGAAACAUCUAAACACUUUAAAGGGAGCCCAUUCGACAACUCCGCAGCUCGUCGUAGCCCCUGAAAAUGCAUAUGCUACUCCUUUUCUUCGGCAGAUGUUUAUUGUCACGAAACGUACGUUCAUAGACCAAUGGCGCAAUCCUGUCUACCUCUCCACAAAAAUUGUGGUUUCAGUCGGUACCGCCUUGCUCAACGGAUUCUCAUUUUUUAACACAUUCCCAAACGUGCAAGGCAUAACAAGCCUUCUUUUCUCGAUCUUCUUCGCAACUUAUCUGUUUAGUUACAUCGACCAAAUGGUCAUCCCUUACUUUCACCGAGGUAUAGAGCUUUUCGAAGUGCGAGAGCGACAUUCAAGGACAUACUCCUGGUCUAUUCUCCUCAUCGCUAAUAUUCUCGUCGAGGUGUUCUGGCAAACCCUUAUCAGCAUCCUCACUUUUGCGUCAUGGUACUACCCGACCGGCCUUAGCCGCAAUGGAGAACCUAUCUAUGGAACUGCAGAUCGCGGUGCACUCACGUUUAUUUUGCUCUGGCUGUUCAUGUUGUGGGCCAGUACACUGUCCCAGGCCUUAGCCGCGGGAAUAAAAGACUCGGAGAUAGCUAUGCAAAUUGGUAUUCUGCUAUACUGGCUAGCCUUAGUGUUUUGCGGGGUUCUGAUGCCACCUGCACAACUUCCACGGUUCUGGAUUUUUAUGUAUCGCAUUUCGCCACUCACAUAUUUGAUGGAAGGACUCACAGUUGCUGGUCUAGCCCAGACGCACAUUCACUGCUCGGAUAUCGAGACUCUCCACAUACCCUUCCCCCAAUCCGUUAUAUCAUCAAGUGGUAACGCAACUACGUGUGACGAUUACUUACAACCUUAUGUCCAGACAUUCGGAGGGUACGUAACCAACCCACUCAACACCACAGAAUGUCAAUAUUGCCCAUUUCUAAGUGCAAACACACUCUUGGAAAGUUUCGGGAUGAAUGUAGGCCACACCUGGCGUAACGCCGGGCUCCUUGCAUGCUAUGUAAUUUUUAACAUCUUUGCAACUUUUGGUAUAUUUUGGGCUACAAGGACUUUGAAAGCCAUUCGAACCCACAGCUAGCUAUUAAAGAGACCACUAGUUAGAGGUUUCCGCUUCGAUGGUCGACCUGUGAGGGGCUGUAGAUGGAUACGAUGUAUUCGCAGAUUAUCUGGCUAAAGAUCUAGGUGUACGUGAGAGAUCUCUUUCUCUGGCCUGAAUACAAGCCAUAGCAACCUACACCAGAUAGGCAGAGGUCAUGGUAACAACUACCUGCUUUUGGCUUCUAAUUCUAUUUUUAACAUUUAUAUAAAUAUACACUCGGCGGGUACACAAAGUAGGUAGGUAGGUAUCCUGGCAGCCUGGUAUGUACGUGGGCCUCAAUACUCUUGAUAAUAGCUAAAGUAGUCGGGCGAGUUGUUUUAGAUGAUAGAAUCAUUAGAAGGCUGAUAAUCUCUAUGAUUAGCAUCGGCACCUACCUAUCUAAAGAGUACCAAAGU